This is a messenger RNA of Osmia lignaria (orchard mason bee), 3862 nucleotides long. The record is from RefSeq and is a predicted model, not a curated record. NCBI's taxonomy places the organism in Eukaryota, Metazoa, Arthropoda, Insecta, Hymenoptera, Megachilidae.
UUGUAUGUACAUAUAUUAAUGUUUCAAAAUACACUAAUGUAUGGUGUAUGUACUUAUAAAUAUACUUUAAUAAAGAAAAGACAUGAAUUUUAUUUUGUCAGUACGAUCAUACUGUUCUAAUACUUCUGGUCCAAUAAAAAAAAGUGCAAACUUAAUUAGAAAUGAAUUUUUAGAUUAUUUUAAACAAGAUUUAGGACAUACUUUUAUUCGAUCAAGUCCUGUUGUACCUCUUAAUGAUCAUACAGUUGCAUUUGUUAAUGCUGGAAUGAAUCAAUUUAAGGGAGUUUUCUUAAAUUAUUAUGAUCCACCUAUGCUGAAAGCUGUGAACUCACAAAAAUGUAUUAGAGUUAGUGGAAAACACAAUGAUUUAAAUGUAGUUGGAAGUGAUAGUUAUCAUCACACAUUCUUUGAAAUGUUAGGAAAUUGGUCUUUUGGAGAAUAUUUUAAGGAAAAGGCAUGCCGUUAUGCUUGGGAUCUAUUAACAAACCAAUAUAAUAUUAAUAAAGAAUUUUUACAUGUAACUUAUUUUGGUGGAGAUGAAAAAUUGAAAUUAGAACCUGAUUUAGAAUGUAGAGAUAUUUGGUUAAGUAUUGGUGUUGCAAAAGACAAAAUUAUACCAUUUGGAUUACAAGAAAACUUCUGGGAAAUGGGAAUCUCAGGACCAUGUGGUCCUUGUACAGAGAUACAUAUAGAUUAUACAAAACAAUUAUCAAAUCGAUCAGUGCAAGUUAAUAAAGCUUCUUCAGCUCUCACAGAAUUAUGGAACAUAGUUUUCAUACAAUACCUAAGGUUAACAGAUGGUACAAUAGUACCUCUUCCAAAACAUCAUGUUGAUACAGGCAUGGGACUUGAGAGAUUAGUUGCAUUAUUACAAGGAAAAAGCUCAAAUUAUGAUACAGAUCUUUUCCAGCCUCUUUUUAAAGCCAUUCAGAAGUAUACAAAAGCUCCAGAUUAUGAGGGUAAAUUUUAUAAUGAUGAAGUUGGACUUGACAGUGGAUAUAGGGUAUUGGCAGAUCAUAGUAGAAUGAUUUCUGUGGCUCUAGCAGAUGGAAUGAUUCCAGAACAAAGUAAUAAACUUAGAAAAAUAAUAAGAAAAGCAAUUGAUGUAGGUGAAAAGAUAUUUAAGAAGCAAGGAAUACUUCAUGAACUCUCGUAUGCUGUAGCAGAAAAUUUAGGAGAUGUUUAUCCAGAAUUGCAGGAUAAUCUUAAAACGGUACAGAAAAUAAUAAAAUUUGAAGAAGAAUUAUAUAUAAAAUUACAAAAUACUUCUGGUAAAGAAUGGAAAAAAAUUGUUGCAACACGUCCUCAACUAGUAUCCAUAUCUGAAUGGACAGCUCCUGGACUAGUAAAUGGAUAUAAGUAUCUACAAAGUACACUUAAAGAAUUGAAAGCAACUGAUAUAUUAACAGGAAAAGUUGCUUUUAAGUUAUAUGAUACACAUGGUUUAAGUGUAGAAACAAUAAGUGAACUAGCAGAAGUUGAAUCAUUAAAUUUCGAUAGUCUAGCCUUUCAAAAUGAAUUAGAAAAACUCAGGAAUCAAUCAAGAAUUGGCUUAGUAAAGAGCAGUGAAGUGAUGCUAAGGAAAUCUCUGGAAACGCUUCAGAAAAAUCAUGUACUUAAAACUGAUGACAGUUUCAAGUAUAAAUAUAUUCAUGAUGGAGAUAAUUAUCAAUUCCCUACCAUUGACAGUAAAAUUGUAGCAUUAAUAAUAAAUGAUAACAUAAUAUUUAACCGAGGAGACGAAAAUAUAUAUUCCAUUAUAUCCAAAAAUACUGCAAAUUAUGGUAUAAAAUCGGAUGAAGAUGAAAUUGGAAUUAUACUGGAUAAAACAGUAUGUUAUUCAUUGGAAGGUGGUCAAGUGUCAGAUAAAGGCUCCAUUAGUACAAAAGAGUUAAAUUUCAGUAUAAAUAAUGUGAGAAAAAUUAAUGAUUAUGUUAUACACUUCGGAAAGUUUAAUCAAAGCGAUUUAAAAAUUUGGGGUGAAAAAUUAAAAAUUGGUGACAGUUGUAUAGUUUCUAUUUUACCUGAAUUUCGAAUUGGAACAAUGCAGCAUCAUACUGCAGCACAUCUGUUAAAUGCAUGUGUAAAGGAAAUUAUUCAGGGAGUUUAUCCGCGUAAUUCUCUCAUUCUUCCGCAUAAUUUAAAGUUUCAAUUUAAUUCUUUUGGAGAAAAACUUUCUCGUAAGCAGCUGGAAGAAAUCGAAAAACGUGUAAAUAGCGCUAUAGAAGCCAAUGUUCCAAUCAUUACAAAAGUAUUAAAUUCAUUAGAAUUGUUAACAGAAGAUUCUGUAUCAUUAAUACCUGGAGAAAUCUAUCCUUAUACGGGUAUCAGAGUUGUAGAAAUAGAUUCGCUGAAUUUAAAAUCAAAAGAAGCAUGUUGCGGCACACACGUUUUUAAAACAGGAAUAUUAGAACAUUUUUAUUUCCAAAGUUACUAUUCAAAAGGAUCGGCAAAUUUUAAUGUUAAAGCUGUUGUAGGACCACUUGCAACAGUUGCUAAAUUAAUUGCUGAAAAAGUACAGUCUAGAAUUUUUGAUUUAGAGGAAAAAUUAAAAACUGAAGAAAUUACAUAUGAAACAUUUAAAUCAAUUAGUAAAGAAAUUGAGCAUGAAAUGAAUAAUAAAGAUAAUGAAGAAGUAUCAAUACCAUACCUUAUUAAAGAAGACUGUUUACUGAAAUUAAAAGAUUUAAAUGAUCUCGCUAAGAUGAGAGCGAAAGAAAUAGAAAAGUCUUUUAUAAAUAUGGAGAUAAAAAAUGAAUUCAACGCAACGCCUUCUUUUGUUGUUCAUUGUUUGCAUAAGAACCUCGUGCAUUUAUCACUUCAGGAAGCUGUAUCUCUUUAUCCAAAUAUGCCAAUACUUAUUAUUGUACACCAUAAUGGAACAAUAAAAGCAUGGUGUUCUGUACCGCAGGACCUUGUAUCUGAUUCGUUUAAUGCACGAACGUGGAUGAACAUCGUUCUUGAUGUUUUUAAUGCAAAAUAUGUUCCAACCAAAGGUUUUGAUCCGUCUUUAGUUGCUAGUAUGAGAACCAUAAAUAUUUCAGAAGCUUCACAGAAACAUCUAAUACACGAAGCAGCUGAAGAAGCUAGAACUUUUGCAUUUACACAUGUAAAAAACAGUUGAAAUUCUAUUUUACAAACACCCAACUAAUGUUGCACUGCGCGUUCUUCCUGCUUUACAAUGUACAUAAACACUUCCAUGAGGAUAAUUGCAAAAAUUCAACAUUGUGUAUCUGCCAUUCCUAAAAUAAAAAUGUUAGAAAAUACUCGUAGUUCAUAAUCUUCAUUCAUCGAUACAACAGCUUUAACAUUUUCUUCAGUUAUUAACUGAAAUUUUAAAUAGUACAGUUUUUAUAUAUUUAUACAUUAUGUGACAUUAAUAUUAUUAAUUAUAUAUAUAAUUUUAUAACUUAUAAGUACACACCUGUUUUGUCAUACCGCGAAACGGUAGGGCACCUAAUAUAACUACUUCGUCGAUUCUAUCAUACCAAUUUCGUGAUGAAACUUUUUCCAUUAAUACAUUAUAUAAAAGCGUUGGAUAAAACGUAAAUCUUGCAAACAUUUUCACUACAAUUGUCGUUUAAUAAUAAAAUUUAUUAUUCUUUAAAUUUUUGAAUAUAAUUAAAAAGUUACUUGUAAUUUAAAUUUGAAAAUAUUCUAAUAAUUCGACGAGUGAGAUUCAAAACUUAUCAUACUCGACGAAGUUUCAUGCAGUGAAACUAACAGGACUUUGGAAUACGUCGAAAGAAAUGCUACCGAUAUAACGGGACUUAUGAAACCAACUGCUUAAUGGGCGACAAUUUAUUUACGAAUAUGUAUUUAUUCCACGAAUAAAAAAUUUAUCUUUUAUUAUAGACAGAAA